CCACCACCACCAUGGGCCAUAUUCAGGAUUUCACCGCGGAUUCUGCCUGGGAGGCGCAUUGGGGGUAUUUCUCCCGGCAAAUUCCCUGCACCAAGGAUGCCGGCACCUGCGCCUAUCUGGACGCCGUCUACCACGGACACGAUGUCACCAUGCUGUAUAGCUUCAUCCUGUGGGCGGUGAUUGUAGGCAUCCUGUUUCUGUGGGCACUGGGAGGCCGUCUGGUGCGCCUUGACAGCCCUAUGCAGAGACAGAGUGCCCUCUAUCGUCUGGCGAGGACAAUCCAGUCGGCCGUCCGACGCUAUCUGCUGCCCGAAGCCUGGCCAGGGGUGUUCGGCCACACCACGCGCCUGCAGGUGCUGGUCUUCCUUGUGCUGUUGGGCUAUCUCUUCGUCUUCACGCUGGUGGGCAUCACCUACCAGACCUGGACCACCCCCAUCAGCGGCAGCUCGCAGCAUAACAUUCGCAGCGGACUGGGCCCCUGGGCGGAUCGCAUUGGCGUGCUGGCCUUUGCCCUCACCCCCCUCUCCAUCCUCCUUGCCAGUCGCGAGUCUCUGCUGUCGCUCAUCACGGGGAUCCCCUACCACCACUUCACCUUCCUGCACCGCUGGCUGGGCUACAUCAUCUACGCGCAGGCCGCCCUGCAUACCAUCGGCUGGACGGUGGUCGAGGGCAAGCUGUACCAGCCGCAGCCCGCGCACUGGAACAGCUUCGUCGCGCAGCCGUACAUCAUCUGGGGGAUCGUCGCAAUGAUCCUGCUGACCUUCCUGGUGCUGCACAGCACGAAGCGGGGGAUCCAGCUGACGGGAUACGAGUGCUUCCGCAAAGCGCACUACAUGGUGGCGAUGGUCUACGUCGGGGCGUGCUGGGCGCACUGGUCGAAGCUGUACUGCUGGAUGCUGGCCUCGCUGGGGGUCUGGGGGCUGGACCGGGGGGCGCGUCUGGUGCGCAUCGUGGUCCUACAUCAUCUGAACCUGCCGGCCCCGACGCCCUCGAGCUGGGGGGGUCUGCACAUCCCCGAAGCGGCGAUGCAGUUGCAUCCCAACCCCGUCGACGGGGACGUCCUGCGGCUGGACUUCCACCACAACCACGACCCGUGGCACAUUGGCCAACACUUCUUCCUCGUCUUUCCUGCCUUGAGUCUCCUGCAGGCCCACCCCCUCACCCCGUGCAGCGUGCCGGACACGCAUCCUACCGGCCAGCAGCACACAUACAUCAUCCGCGCGCGGAAAGGUCUGACGCGCGAGCUGGCCGUGUCUGCCGCCAGCGCGGCCCCUGGCACGCCCAAGCCCGCUGGGGAGACGACCCAUAUGACGCGCGCAGGACCGACGACCCCGGUGCUUCUCUGCGGGCCGUACGGGCAGGCCAUCGAAGACCGCAGCGGGGCGUCUCUGCCGGGUAACCUCCUGUGCAUCGCCGGCGGCACCGGCAUCACCUUCGUGCUUCCGCCCAUCCUGCACCGCAUCACCGCCCUCUCCCCUGCGUCGGACUCUCUCAUCGAGCUGAUCUGGAUGAUCCGCCGUAAGAACGACAUGCACUGGAUCGCUCCGGAGCUGGAGAUCCUGCAGCGCGUGGCGUCGACCACCGCGAAGACCCUCCGCGUGCGCAUCUUCGUCACGCGGGAGGCCGCACCCGCACCCGCGGAAGACAGCGCCUCGGAGGACGCGAAAACGCCCUGUUGUGGGGGGUCGGUCCGUGAUCCGGGGUGGACCGUCGAAUUCCCCCUGCCACAAGAAUCGUCCGCUCUCACAUCAGCCCGCCAUCCGGACCUCCACGCGCACGUCGCCUCGUUCCUGGAGCGGGUGGUGCAGGGCCCAACCCGGGUGCUGGCCAGUGGGCCGCCGGGGGUCAUCUCCGCGCUGCGCACGGCGGUGGCAAGACACAAUCAGCCGGGCAAGGUGUGGCGGGGGGAGGCGAGGGGGGAUGUCGAGUUGGUGGUCGAUGAUCGGGUGGUGUGGUGA
Messenger RNA from Aspergillus saccharolyticus JOP 1030-1, 1958 nucleotides. Its product is annotated as ferric reductase family protein. Lineage: Eukaryota; Fungi; Ascomycota; Eurotiomycetes; Eurotiales; Aspergillaceae. Gene Ontology annotation, molecular function: ferric-chelate reductase activity. The record is from RefSeq and is a predicted model, not a curated record. Bases 12 to 1958 code for a protein of 648 amino acids. The transcript has a single exon. Gene Ontology annotation, cellular component: plasma membrane. Gene Ontology annotation, biological process: iron ion transport; intracellular iron ion homeostasis; copper ion import.